AUGGAGUCCACCGGGCCGACAGGCUCUUCAGAAGCCGUGGAAAGUGACACGCCGUCGCCGGUCGCGCGUGUUGCGCCGCAGGUAGCGGCGGGUGCUCCUGCCUCGGUCUCGGCGAGCGGUGCUUUCAUGUCGCAGGCCAGCGUCUCUCAGGCGACCCAGGGGUCAUCGUGUCUGAGGCAGACAGACAGCGAUGACGAUUCGCCGAUAAAGCCGAGAUCAGCUGCAAAAAGCAAACUGCUUUCGGACAGUGAUGACGAUGUGCCUGUGAAACCGUCCAGGUCUCCACUGGCCUCGCAAACAGCAGAACCCUCGGAGAGGAAAUAUCCGAAUGGCACGUCAUCGGGUCCUCCCAGGCAACGCGCCAGAAGUACCACGCUCGCAGGUUCCACAGGGCGUGAAGGAGACAUGUCUGACAGUUCAAGUGCCAGUGACAGCAGCAGCGACAGCAGCAGCUCUGGUCGGUCUAACAGCUCCGUCUCUUCCUCAGACAGCGGAUCAUCGGAUUCAUCCGACGAAUUGUCAUCUGAUUCCGGCAAUGACUCAGAGGAUGACCAACUGAAGAAACCGCGGAAGAAGGAAAGAAGCGCCGCUCCAAAGCGUAAACAGCCUCCUCCAAAGAAGCAAAGAGCCCCCCAGCGCCCCAGCUCUGCGGGGGGGAAUUCGGGGAGUCGGUCCAAGAGUCGGGACGGGUCAGACGACGACGAAAAUGGUGCCGACAUUAGUAUGGGAACGUUUGAUCCACGAAAUCGAACGACUAGAGCUAAGCUGGUCGCCCAGUUACUGUGCAGGUGGUGGUACGUACUCCCUGACUGGCCCCCAGCUGAUUUUGACUACGUGACUGAGCUCACAAACCGUCGUCUUAAGCUGGUAACCUUGGAAGAAUAUGAGGACCUCGAUGACGUCGACGAACAAGGAUUCACAAAGGUGUAUCAGAUAUCGGCUUUCCCAGGUGUUUUCCGGGACCCAAAUGGCAAAGCUAUAGAUUUACGGCCUGCUGAGGGACGACCAUGCUACAGCAACUUCAUCAAGAAGAGUGAAUACGAACUGCUUCAGCUCGUGGAGACGGCGAUCAAGAAUCAACUUGAGAAGCUGAAGGAAUCUGUCUACGAUGAGCGCAGAACUCAUAAGAAGCUGCAAGCAGAGCUUUCGGAAGUGUCAAAGGAGCUGCAGCGCCAUCGGCUGAGAGAAGACAUGCUGAAAUCCAAGAAGAUCGUUAGUGGCAAGACCGCUUAG
Molecule: messenger RNA, 1233 nt
Organism: Neospora caninum
Lineage: Eukaryota; Apicomplexa; Conoidasida; Eucoccidiorida; Sarcocystidae
Exons: 6
Coding region: 1-1233 (410 amino acids)
Source: RefSeq, a predicted model, not a curated record